AAUGAUGAAAUAUGCUCGUUCCCAAGUAGCCGAGCGAGAACUCGCACUGCCUUCAGUGAUAUUGUUUUUGCGAAAACUGUGCAGUACCCAACUAGCGAACAGAUGAGCAUAGAACCGUUGGCUUUGCGAUUCCUUCUAACAGCACAUUCCGAGUAAAUCGGGUAAAAAGAACUUCAGAUACUGCAUGCAUACGUUACCCUGCAUUAGUUCCGGUUAGACGCAGUUCCUAUGAAUAGAGCAGCUUUCUCAGAUUUUCAAGCUGCUUUCCUGGCAUUGCUAUUCGCUUCAUAUGUAGGCUCAGCGCUAUGCGAUCACGUGCAAUGGCAUAUUGAGAUAGGCCUUCUCUUGGACACAAAUUAUCACCCUCAUCCCCCUUCAACACAAAGGACUACACAUGAGUAUUACGAAGAAUUGUUUUACUCACUAUCCAGGCGCCUCUCCCUCCUUGGUAGGGGACGUUUCGUCUUCAUCUGGAAAGGCCCUUACAGACUAACACAAGCAGAGAGCAGUGUCCUCUUUCGGACGUCUGCCAGGAGACCCACCACAAUUGAUGUGCAUCGCAAUUGGUUGUCAAAAUCCUCAGAAAGCAUUAGAGCACGGACGCGCCGCAACGAUGCUGUCGUCUUACUUACAAAGCGGUCUCUUACUCUUCCCAGCGGAGAUGAGGCCUCUGGCUUUGCAGUAAAACAGGGUAUGUGCACGAAGGAUCAUCUAAUAGUGGUGCACGAUGAUGGCAUGUUCUCAGGGGAGAAUAAUCUUGUGCGGUUUCUUUUACACUCGGCGGGCGUAGACUAUGACGGUUAUGGUUUUGCCGUGCCAUGCCAAGCCUCCGGCGGAUAUCUGAUGGGGUCAGUCGUGCCGCGUCUUCCUUUAGAAUUUUCUUACUGUACCAUGGAUCUUGUGCCUAGAGCAUUAAGCCGGUUGACGUGCAUCACAAGCAAGAUUUCCAAGAAGGCGAGCCAUCCCAUACCGAAACCACCAAAAAUCACUAGAGAUGAAUUUUGUGACGUGUUUGGGGCGGAGCCUUGCGAUGAGGAAGGAAUGGGCAAAUACGAGCACAAGCGUCCUCAAAAAUACGAGUGCUAUGUCUUCUGCUGCAAGAGAGCUUCUAAAAUCCUUCAAAUGGCCGGCCCCGAUGGGCUUAAAUGUGGCGAGGAUGUGUUUUUAUACUCUCUACGAAAGAGGUGCCUACUAGGAAGAUGCAAGUCAGCAACAUACUGAGGUGAAAUGCAUGCCAUAUAUAUGUUCUGAAGGAAAAGAAUAACACACUUGUGCAAGUCGGAACGCAACUAAUAUUGUACGCACGGAGUAGACGGUGGUCAAGUGUUUUAAAAAGUCUGAUAAUGACAUAAAUCUCCGCUAGUAAUAAUACACUAUUGGUUCAAACUUUUAGGCGACGCAAAUAAAGGUACGCAUUCUUUUA
Rhipicephalus sanguineus (brown dog tick) is the source of this 1423-nucleotide messenger RNA. RefSeq lists its product as uncharacterized. The coding region runs from base 229 to 1221 and encodes 330 amino acids. The transcript has 11 exons. The record is from RefSeq and is a predicted model, not a curated record. Gene Ontology annotation, molecular function: metallopeptidase activity. NCBI's taxonomy places the organism in Eukaryota, Metazoa, Arthropoda, Arachnida, Ixodida, Ixodidae.